This is a messenger RNA of Chelonia mydas (Green sea turtle), 2703 nucleotides long. RefSeq names its product lengsin, lens protein with glutamine synthetase domain (gene LGSN). The record is from RefSeq and is a predicted model, not a curated record. NCBI's taxonomy places the organism in Eukaryota, Metazoa, Chordata, Testudines, Cheloniidae. Gene Ontology annotation, molecular function: glutamine synthetase activity. Bases 1 to 2703 code for a protein of 900 amino acids. The transcript is spliced from 5 exons. Gene Ontology annotation, cellular component: membrane; cytoplasm.
AUGGCUGGACCUAAUGAGUUCAUUCGCUCAGUCAGAGAAGGAUAUAUGAUUGGUUGGAACAGGAAGCAAGGGGGACACUUGGAGCAUGAGCUGGGGGUAGUGGAGAUAGUUAAGUGGAAGGUGCCUCCUGACAAUGCCUGUGCUAUGUUCUGCCAUGCUGGAAUCCAACGAUUAAAGGCAGUUACCAUUUCUCGUGGUGACUUAAACCAGAAUGUGCUGGAGAUGGACAAGGAGGAAGAGCUCACUCAUCAGAACACAGUUGGAAAUGACUAUGAUGAAGCUGAUGGCGGCAGUAUAUGUGGUUUAAAAAGGACAAGAGGAGUCAAAGUCACUGCAAAAUACAUUCUCCCAUUAGAAUGUGAGAAAAUGGAGAUCUCCCGCCCUACAAACACCCCAGAUCAUUCUUAUCUGCAAAGAGCAACUGGUCAUGUAGAACUAUCUGCAAGUCCAUCCCUUCAAAAACCAUCUAAUUUCCCUAACACACAAGAUGAAAAGGGGGGCGGAAAUGGGAGCUUCCCUAUAGAAGUCACUGUGAAAGACAACAUAUUGAGGAAAACAGAAGUCCAUAAAGAUGAUGAAGGUGGGAGAAGAGUGGUAGAAAGAGAGGUGGAGACACCUGAGGGAAUACAGACAUCAAGCAAAGGGAAUCAGCCUUUGGGAACGGAGCCUGAAAGCAAAGAAGAAAAAUCUGGGGGUUCAGAUAUAGCAAGCACAGAAGAUAAAUCUAGGGUGACAGAGACAGCAAGUAAUGAGGACAAAUGUGGGGGAACAGAAGAUGAAGAGGAGGAUGCAACAGAGAAAGAGAUUAAAGGUAAUAAUUUAGCAACCCAGGAAAAAAGCACUGAACCAUCUUUCAUGCUGGGGUCUCGAGUUUCCAAACAAACAUUGCAAGAGCUGAAAAACCUACUCAGAAGCAGUCCUCUGCUUGGUAACAGGGCCAAAUACACUGGCAAGCAGAGCAGAACUUCUUCCCAUAUACGUCUGCAAAAACCCAAUGAAAAAGCAGUUGACAAACAGGGUAGAUCCUUUGAGUCUCUUUCUCUUAAUUUUGGAGGGGAGAAUCGAAAGCUCCACUGUAUAGACAAUUAUGUAGCAGGGCUGCCAAACAAGCCCCUCUUGGUUCACAGCUCUGCUGGGUCUGAUCAGCAACAAUCAGAAGGCAGCAACAUGGAGCAUCCCAGUAGGAGGCAACCACCAGCUUAUAAAAACACAGGCAGCACGCCAGGAAUUAAAUUCGACCCUUCUCCUGACCAGACUGUGAAACAGCUUGUAAUGACAACACUAUUAAGUUUGUCUGACAUGAACACUGCUUUUUAUUUUAAAGAUCACAGCAGAGAGCCUGACGUAAACAACCCUGGAAGUCAAUCUUCCCUUCGCCUGGUCUCGCUUAUUGAACACAUUAAACAACAGAUGGACAGAGACAAUAUUCAGUUUGUUAGAUUUGAAGCAACUGACCUGCAUGGAGUGUCAAGAUCCAAGAGCAUUCCUUCUCGUUUUUUUCAUGAAAAGGCAAUCUAUGGUGUGUCCAUGCCCAGAGGAUACCUCGAACUGACCCUGAAUCCUAAGGACAGUGAAGUGGACCACAUAAGUGCAACCAAUUUUAAUUGUGACAUACUCCUGAGCCCUGAUUUAUCAACAUUUAGAGUUCUACCAUGGACUGAACAAACUGCUAGAGUGAUAUGUGAUUCCUUCACUAUACUGGGAACCCCUCUAUUGACCUCACCCAGGCACAUUGCCAAACUACAGCUGAGACAACUUCAGGACAAUGGCUUGUCAUUGCGCUCUGCCUUCACCUAUGAAUUUUGCAUUUAUGGCAUUGCUGAGAUUGUAAAUUCAAAGACAAUAUCUUUUCCUACAGCAAGCAUACUCAAUAGUUAUGACCAGUCUUUCAUUCAGGAACUCAUUGAAGGAAUGUAUCACGCUGGUGCCAACACUGAGAGCUUCUCUUCUUCCACUUGGCCUGGACAGAUGGAGAUCUCUUUUCAUCCAGAGUUUGGCAUAGGUGCCGCUGACACUGCCUUCACCUUCAGAACAGGCACUAAAGAAGUGGCAAAAAAGUACAACUACAUUGCAAGUUUUUUCACAGAGAACGGGUUCUACAAUUCGGGGAUUCUGUCACAUAGUCUGUGGGAUUUCAGUGGCCAAAAGAAUUUGUUUUCUGUUGACUGGGGGGUUCAGGCACUUACCGAUGUUGGAAAGAAUUGGCUGGCAGGGCUCUUGGUACAUUCCAAAGCUCUCAGCUGCCUGAUGGCUCCUACGGUCAGCUGCCGUAAACGCUAUUCCAAAUAUGGUAAGGAAUCAAAAGAAUUUGUGACUGCAAAGUGGGCAUUUAAUGAUACUAGCUGUGCCUUUAACAUUAAAUGUCAUGGUGCAAAAGGCACUCAGAUAGACAACAAGCUAGGUUCAGCUACAGCAAACCCCUACCUGGUGCUUGCUGCUACUAUUGCGGCAGGCCUGGACGGAGUAAAGAGAAAACUUAACUUCCAGGAUGUGUCAGAAGAGAACCAGAACACUGCUCAGUUGAAAUUUGCAGCAAUCCCUCUGAAACUAGAAGAUGCUCUUGCUGCACUUGAGGAAGAUUUGUGCCUUAGGGAAGCACUGGGUGAUACCUUUAUUCGAUACUUUGUUGCCAUGAAACAUUAUGAGUUGGAAACUGAACAAACGGAUGCAGAACGGAAUAAAUUUUUAGAAUAUUUUAUUUAG